This is a messenger RNA of Hypoxylon fragiforme, 2058 nucleotides long. RefSeq lists its product as uncharacterized. The record is from RefSeq and is a predicted model, not a curated record. NCBI's taxonomy places the organism in Eukaryota, Fungi, Ascomycota, Sordariomycetes, Xylariales, Hypoxylaceae. The transcript has 4 exons. Bases 474 to 1913 code for a protein of 479 amino acids. Gene Ontology annotation, molecular function: phosphatidylinositol binding; ubiquitin binding.
UAGACCCCCCUUCAUCUGUCUAACCACUUUCUUCAUUCGUCCGUCCCCAUACGACCCAGACGACCCAGACGACCCAUAUAUGCCAGAUAAUUCCCUUCUCCGUCAUCCUGCAGCCCCCCAAACCAUCAAAACUCAGCCCACCAGCAUUGCGCCUCAAGCUUUAAAUUUGCCUUUGCAUUUGCAUCCCGCAGCUAAAUAACAAAGCAAACACCCACUGUCAAGUUCAAGAAGCGCCAUCACCGUCACACACAGAUCCAUUUUGUAACGGUUCCUGUAUUGAUUGUACCUUUAUCAUCCAACUUUUAAUUAGUUACAAAAUACAUUGAUUCAAGGUUGCAACCUACACCAAAGAAAGAAAGAUCAAAUAUCGAGACGCUUGACAUAGUUCACGACAAUCCAGCCCAGUUCCAUCUGAAUUUCAGGCCACGAGUGCAUGUGCUGUUAAGGAGAAACAGUGUCGCAAGUGACCAACCAUGAAGUCACUUAAGAUGAGCAGGGUGCUAGGCACCAUAAGGAAAAAGACUUCCAACAAUAAUGGCUCUGGUCCUUCUAGCGCCCCAGUCGCCACCAACGGCGAGAGCCCUGAGGACACUGUCCACCGCUGUGUGAAAGCGUUCUGCAUAUCAGGCUCCACCAACGCCGGAGACGAGGUCCUCUUCCUGCCUCCCAUAGUCGACGCUGCCGAGUCAUCUCCAGUUGCUGCCGCCGAAUGCGCACGCCUCAUCCGAAAGUAUCUGAAGAAGGACUAUUGGACGAAACCCUCAUACCAAUACAAUGCCAUCAUGCUUAUCCGCAUUCUCGCCGACAAUCCGGGCGAGACAUUCACGAGAAAUCUUGAUCAAAAGUUUGCCGAUACAUCCAAAGAACUGCUGAGGUCUGUUCGUGACCACAGUGUGCGACAGAUGAUGAUGGAAACGUUGGAUUCUUUCGAGAAAACCAAGUCAUACGAUGAGGGUUUGGCGCUCAUCAUAGACAUGUGGAAAACCGAAAAAGAGAGAGCUCAGCAACUACAUGGAGCAUCUCAACCUCCCGCAGUGCGCCCUUACAACGCGCCUCCGAUUAAUCCUCAUUCCCAGAACUACUUUGCGCGAAGUCAUUCGAAUCGUAAACUCCCAGACCCUGUCGAAUUAGCGAGCAGAUUGGAAGAAGCGCGAACAUCCGCAAAACUACUGCACCAAGUAGUCACCAAUACCCCGCCUGUUGAAGUGCUCAGCAAUGACCUCAUCAAGGAGUUUGCCGAUCGCUGCACGAGCGCUAGUCGAAGUAUACAAAUGUAUAUGACUGCUGAGGACCCAGCCCCUGACAAUGACACCAUGGAACACCUCAUCGACACGAACGAACAACUCCAGGCAUCGCUGAGCCUUCAUCAAAGAGCCAUGCUGAACGCGAAGAAACUCGUUGCUACCAUGGAGCCGCCGCCUCGGGAACAAUCCGUGAGUCCGAUAGAAUCGGAGCCAAACGAUUAUAGCUUAGAGCCCCCACCUGUGCCACGAAAAGCGAAUGGCAAGGGCAAGGAAAGGGAACAUGAACCUAGCAUAGCAGGGCCAUCAAGAACGCACACGCCCUCUAUCGAGCAAGAUAAUCCAUUUAGAGAUCCCGAAACGGACCACGAUUAUUUAGGGUCGAAAUCUCACGCGGCUGGUGGCUCUGGGUCUGGUAAGGGAGCAUCUUCCAAUUUUAUCGAGGAACCCCGGUUGGCGUUUGAGCCCUUCCAUCCAGGUUUUGAGUCUACACCAAGCUACCUAGACAGACAGGAGAGUGCGCUGGAAAAUGAGACAAUGCACGGCGGCGCCGGAGGGGGUUCAGGUUCGGGCCCACGAGGGUCACGAGGGUCACGGGGUGACGAUGAGGGUAGUGAUAUCUACGAUGUCACGCCUUCGUCGAAGCAAAAGGAGCCAAUCUACCGAUAUUAAUCAGUGAUUUCAAAACUACAGCGUGCGACUUGGCCCCCUCAUCGAGUUGAGAAGCUGGGAGGAAUGUGCGAUGAACCUAAUUUGGACGAAGUUGUGGAAAUGCGAUGGUAGCAAGCAAGGACAAAAAGGCAUUUCGUGGUUUUCU